UUCAAUAUCCCCUGUCAAUUUACGGGCCAGUCCUUGGAUUCUUUCUCAAGAGCAGGUUAGUACUUGGACUCGAACUACGAGAAACCAACCAAACCAAACCAAACCAGCUGCUGCCUCUUCUUGGAAGCCAUGGCUAUGGAAAACUAUGCAUCAAGAAAUAUUGACAAAAUUCACACAGAUGUCCUCUCUCAAUCAAGACAAGCUUGCUACAAGGCGCGAGAUGCUUUUUUUGCUUGUUUGGAGAAAGAAUCAGGCAAGAAACCUACAGAAAUUGGGUCCGUGGGGCUUCAAUAUCCAGCUGAAUGUAAAAACUCAAGGGCUGAGUUUGAGAAGAAUUGUAGACCUGCUUGGGUGAAGCAUUUUGAUAGGCUACACUGUAGGAACAAGACAUCGCAGAGGUUGUUGGAAGACAAGGAAACCAGGAGAGCAAAAUUGGUAAUUGAAAACAGAUGAAGAAAAUGUAUUUGAUGACAGUGCCCUCGUUAGAUCAGUUUUAUCAUUUUUGGCAGGGUUAUAAAUAUGCUUGACAUGGCCAUUUAGGAAGAUGGAAGCAGUCUGUUGGUCAAUGUCUUGGUGAAUUCAUAUGCCCCUUUUGAAGUGAGACCAAGGAUUGUAGAAUGAGUUUAUGACUUGAGGCAAUGUUGCCAAGUCUAUGGUUAGCAUUAGCAAAUAAAUUUCAAAGAAAGGAUGUAUUGUUAUCUGUCAAGAUAUCGUGGAUGUUGAAAAUGGGAUAAAAUUCAAAGUUGAGUGCGUUGUUAGGCUUCAAUGCUCAAAUACUUGGUAUUUUUUCCUCUAUAAAUUUCAUUUUUGUGUGCUGUUGGGAUUAAAA
This is a messenger RNA of Populus trichocarpa (black cottonwood), 829 nucleotides long. Its product is annotated as cytochrome c oxidase subunit 6B-like protein new16. Gene Ontology annotation, cellular component: mitochondrion; respiratory chain complex IV. The record is from RefSeq and is a predicted model, not a curated record. The transcript has 4 exons. The coding region runs from base 130 to 453 and encodes 107 amino acids. NCBI's taxonomy places the organism in Eukaryota, Viridiplantae, Streptophyta, Magnoliopsida, Malpighiales, Salicaceae.